AUGCUGUAUAAAAAAGUGACACCAAAGCAGAUGAUUUUUUCUCCAGUUAGGGUUUUUGUUUAUAUUUCUCAUAGUUUGAUAUUUUUUGGAUGCUUCCUUCCCGAUACAAAAGUCAGAAUCGAGCUCGAAAAGUACAAUUUUGUCCCAUUAGUCGUAUUUUUAAUAUUUUAUAUAACGUUUAUGUGGUUUUAUUACAAAACUUCAGUCGCAGAUACAUUUGUCAAGCAAGAUGAUGCUCCUUUGAAUACUGAUGAAGAUUUAUUCUUCUGUGAGCAAUGCAACCAUUAUUGUCCUUUACGAGCUUCUCAUUGCAAACAUUGCAAAAAGUGUGUACUUAGAAGAGAUCAUCACUGCAAUUUCCUAGAUACAUGCAUCGGAAUGGGAAAUCAUUUUUAUUUUUUAUGUUUUUUGUUUUUCUUAUUGCUUUUCGAUAUAACUGCCAUCAAUGUCUUCAAGGUUGGCAUGAAAGAUGGACAACCAUUCAUAAAAUGGCUCGUUACAACCAUGCCUUGCAAUAUCUGCCUAUUUGGUUCUAUUGCAUCGAUAAUACAACCUGCAAUCCUAUUUCCUAUUCAUUUCUUUUUAGCUCUUACGAAUAAUACUACCUGGGAAUUUGUUAAAGGCUCGACAAUUACGUAUUUUCGUGGAUGGCAUAUCCACUUAAGUCCAUUUAGCAAAGGUUUAAUAGGAAAUCUAAAAGAGUUUUGCACCAUGCACAAAAAUCAUCCAACUUACUUCAUUCCGCGAACUCCAGAAGAAUUAGAAAAAUAUAAGGCCGAUAACAGCUUCAUAUCAAACGAUACAUAUGACUGUUGCUAA
Messenger RNA from Trichomonas vaginalis G3, 819 nucleotides. RefSeq names its product cysteine S-palmitoyltransferase protein. Gene Ontology annotation, molecular function: protein-cysteine S-palmitoyltransferase activity. NCBI's taxonomy places the organism in Eukaryota, Parabasalia, Trichomonadida, Trichomonadidae. Bases 1 to 819 code for a protein of 272 amino acids. The record is from RefSeq and is a predicted model, not a curated record. Gene Ontology annotation, cellular component: Golgi apparatus; endoplasmic reticulum. The transcript has a single exon. Gene Ontology annotation, biological process: protein targeting to membrane; peptidyl-L-cysteine S-palmitoylation.